AUUCAGUGUUGGGAUUUCGGGGUGGGACGAUCGUUCUUGUAUUCUGUGGAGCUGGAAGCGGGUCGGGCUCUGGACCAGCAUCUCGCAAGCAGAGGGCUACAGCGGAAGGCAGGACGUGCCUGGCGAACGGUAGGAAAUGUUUUCCCGAUUAAGAAUAGGCGUUGCUCCUUGUGCGCUGGCAUGCCGCAGUUUACACACCAAAGAAAAGGGCAAGCCGCUGAUGCUGAACCCCAGGACGAAUAAGGGUAUGGCUUUUACGUUAAAAGAACGUCAAAUGCUCGGCCUCCAAGGACUUUUGCCUCCAAAGAUAGAGACCCAAGACAUCCAAGCCAUGCGCUUCCAUAGAAAUCUGGCCAAAAUGACCGACCCUUUGCAAAAAUACAUCUACAUAAUGGGAAUCCAGGAAAGAAACGAGAAGUUAUUCUACAGGGUGUUACAAGACGACAUCGAGCAGUUAAUGCCAAUCGUUUAUACGCCAACGGUGGGCCUAGCAUGUACCCAGUACGGACAUAUUUUUAGAAGGCCAAAGGGCUUGUUCAUUGCCAUAACUGACAGGGGCCAUGUUAGAUCCGUCAUAGGUAACUGGCCAGAAAACGAUGUGAAGGCUGUUGUAGUCACUGACGGUGAGAGAAUCCUGGGCCUUGGAGAUCUGGGCGUGUACGGAAUGGGGAUCCCGGUCGGUAAACUCUGUCUCUACACAGCCUGCGCCGGCAUACGACCCACUAAAUGCCUUCCUGUGUGCAUCGAUGUCGGAACUGACAAUCAGACUCUUCUGCAGGACCCGUUCUAUAUGGGGCUCUACCAGAAACGAGACCGGUCACAGCUUUAUGACGACCUCAUCGAUGAGUUCAUGGAGGCCAUUAUAGACAGGUAUGGCCAAAGCACGCUCAUUCAGUUUGAAGACUUUGGGAACCACAAUGCUUUCCGCUUUCUGAGGAAGUACAGGGAGAAAUACUGCACCUUCAACGACGAUAUACAAGGGACGGCUGCGGUGGCCUUAGCUGGUUUGUUGGCGGCACAGAAGGUUAUCAGUAAGCCGCUCACGGAGCACAGGAUCUUGUUCCUUGGGGCGGGAGAGGCUGCCCUUGGCAUUGCAAAUCUCAUCGUCAUGGCGAUGGUGGAAGGGGGGCUUUCCACAGAAGAAGCUCAAAAAAAGAUAUGGAUGUUUGACAAAAAUGGCUUACUGGUUCAGGGCCGGGAACAGAAGGUGGAUGCCAACCAAGAGCCCUUCAGUCACCCGGCCCCAGACCAGGUGCCCAAAACCUUCUUAGAAGCAGUAAACGUUCUUCAACCUUCUGCCAUCAUUGGAGUUGCGGGCGCCGGCCGGCUCUUUUCCCACGACGUGAUCCAAAUGAUGGGCUCCAUCAAUCAGAGACCAAUAAUAUUUGCACUGAGUAACCCGACUGCUAAAGCUGAAUGCACCGCCGAGGAUGCAUAUACCUUAACAGAGGGGCGUUGCCUUUUUGCUAGUGGCAGUCCGUUUGGGCCAGUGAAGCUGAGUGACGGCCGAGUCUUCAAACCAGGCCAGGGAAACAAUGCUUACAUAUUUCCAGGUGUCGCUCUUGCGGUUGUGCUCAGUGGUGUCCGACACAUUAGUGACAAAGUGUUCCUGGAAGCUGCAAAGACGUUGACUGAGCAGCUGAGUGAGGUCGAUCUGGCCCAGGGAAGGCUGUACCCACGGCUCAGCAACAUCAGAGAGGUUUCCAUUAAAAUUGCUGUUAAAGUUAUGGAGUAUUUGUAUGCCAACCACAUGGCUUUCCAUUAUCCUGAGCCCAAGGACAAGAACCAGUACAUCCGGUCCAACGUCUGGACCAGUGAAUACGAAUCCUUCUUGCCUGAUUUGUACGACUGGCCUGCGUCUAUAUCAUACCCACCCAAGAUGCAGUGACUUUGCCUCCAGACGGAUUCCUCAGGUAGCACUUGAAUUCCGCAGGGAACCCCCUUCCUCGACCAGUUUCCGGAUCAUAAGACUCCUAGCUUAUUGUUCUUCCAUUUUUCUCCUAAACGCCCAGUGUGACCACCCCUCCGGUUUCUCAACGUGUGGAUUUUGCCUGACAGGAAAGACCUGGGUUCCCACAGAUGGACUAAUUCAAUGCAGAAAGUUGCUUUAUAUACUUUGAAGUUCGAUACUACAACCCUUGCUUCAAAGGCAGUUGAACCACACGCAGGGGAUCUUUCUCGACAUCUCAUCUUAGGCCUCAUUUUAUACGGCUUGGCAAAAUCAAAACGGAGGUGCCUUUUCUGGAUUGUGUCCCUUCGGGUUAUGGACGGCGGGUUGUGUAUUUACAUCGGAUUUUGAAGAAUGCAUUCCAUCCACAUCUACGUCUGUGUGUGUAGAAAAAAUUGGCAUUUUGGGGAGAAGGGUGUGGUUGGGUUGAGGUAGCCAGAACGCAGAUAGCCAAACUGACGGUUGGGUCUGAACUUGAAACUGUCACUGUGUGACUUUGGUUAUGUGAACCUUUCCUCUAUUUAUCCCACCUGCCCCACAAGCAAGAAGGUGCACUGCGGCUGGUGGUUUUGGUUUGUUUGGGUUUUUUACUUACUUUGCCAUUUAAAACUGUUGUUCUGCAUCGUUGCAAUCCUUAGCUUCGGUUUCGGGGGCUUCGGUGCACACCCUCAACUCUGUUGUUUCUGCUGCCAUGGGAGGUCAUCCCCCCUUGGCAUUUCUGUUCUUCAGUCCUGUAAAUGAGGAAGUUGGUUCAUGCCAAAUCCUGCCUUGGACGCUCUCCUUGGACCUUUGGAUCGGAGCCACUCUUCAUCUGUCAAAGUUCUUUAUUGUACAGUUGCUUAUUUAAAACGGUAGCCGACCAGGUCUUUUAGAAAACGCAGCUAUUCCUGGAAAACGAAAAGCACUUCUCUUGGAGAAAUAAACC
Messenger RNA from Heteronotia binoei (common prickly gecko), 2873 nucleotides. RefSeq names its product malic enzyme 2 (gene ME2). Gene Ontology annotation, cellular component: mitochondrion. Gene Ontology annotation, biological process: malate metabolic process; pyruvate metabolic process. Bases 137 to 1888 code for a protein of 583 amino acids. The transcript is spliced from 16 exons. Gene Ontology annotation, molecular function: malate dehydrogenase (decarboxylating) (NAD+) activity; NAD binding; malate dehydrogenase (decarboxylating) (NADP+) activity. The record is from RefSeq and is a predicted model, not a curated record. Lineage: Eukaryota; Metazoa; Chordata; Lepidosauria; Squamata; Gekkonidae.